Messenger RNA from Chanos chanos (milkfish), 2400 nucleotides. RefSeq lists its product as uncharacterized. Bases 129 to 2231 code for a protein of 700 amino acids. The record is from RefSeq and is a predicted model, not a curated record. The transcript has 13 exons. NCBI's taxonomy places the organism in Eukaryota, Metazoa, Chordata, Actinopteri, Gonorynchiformes, Chanidae. Gene Ontology annotation, molecular function: zinc ion binding.
ACUGUCAACAUCAGCACUUACAAAGUAUAGGUUAUAGCCUUCUUUGGAAUUAUUGUUAUUAUUAUUUACAUUCAUAUUUAGUUUGUAUAGAGAUCUGUUUAAAGACUAAAAACCGAAAUAAGUUGAACAUGGAGCCCACGUCAGCAGAAAGCGAUCAGUGUUUAGAUGCUGAAAAAGCAGAGGAGCCCCCGCUUCUGUCCCAAACCGAAAAAGAAAACAGUAUCCAGACAGACAAGGGGAUCCAGAGGGUGCAGCCCUCAGUUCACCAGAGCCAGCAGUUAUGCCGUUUUUACUCCCAGGGAAAGCACUGUCACUAUGGGAGGAGGUGCCGCUUCAUGCACCAGAGAAGUGAAGCCACUGAGGCACUGAGGAGUUUGGAAAACAUGGGUGAGGAGAAACCUGAACCCCCCAAAGACAAGGAGGAAGAUGCCAGCAGAGACCAAAGAGACGGCGAUCACACGCACCAUCAUUCCACAGGCCAUAAGAUCACUCCAGGCAAACAGGAGAGAACCAGGAAACCCUGCCGGUAUUUUCUGUCUGGGUUCUGUGCUAUGGAGGAUAGGUGUCGUUUCUGGCACCCCCAGGACCUCCCGCCGGUGGAGGAUCAGCAGGGCCCCAAGCCCAUGAGAAGCACCAGGCCUGUCAGCAGGGCUCCCGUAACUCGCCCAUCAGCGGUGAAGGAGGAGGCCAAACUGGCCGACCUCACUGAAGACGUGUGCAGGGAGCUUCGCGACACAGAGAUCUCCCAGCUUAUGAAGAGAUUUCCAAAGGACAAACUUAUUGUGCAAGAGAGAGAAGAUGGCAAGCUCACAUACUACAGAGUCACAGUGGAGGCCACUGAUCCAGACUGGCCUUUUGACUUGAAAGAAAUUGACAUCAUGGUCAGUUUUCCAGACAACUACCCUCAGGAGGUAUUCACAGUGGAUGUGCCAGAGGAUCAAGACUUGCCCUCUGUGAUGGGAAGACAUGUGCAGCAGGCGUCUCAGGAGUGGCUGCAGGCCAAGCAUGCCACUGGUCAGCUGAUGGGGAAAGUGGAACUGCUGUUUCGCCCGUACCUCCGCUGGCUGGACCGCAGCAUGGAGAGACUUUUCACUGAGGGGGCCAGGCAGCUGAAAAAAGAGAUAGACAUGGAAAAGGCUGGAAUUCAGUUUGUGCCGUACCAGCAACUCCAGGCAGUCGUGUUGAAGAAGACAGCUGAUGGCAAACCUGACGCAGAACCUGAUGAUCCCGCCCACUCUGGAGAAUCAGAGGGAGAGAGUGAGGAGGAAGAGGAGGAUGACGGAGAGGAAGGGAUGGAGCAUGCAGAGCUUGGCAGUGACGGGGAAGAGGGACGCAGCCGGCAGGUGGAGAACAUUAAAAGCAGCGAACCACGCCGGGGCACAGAGAUCAAACUGCAGGGGCUGAGUCUGGGAGAGAACACUGCUACUGUGGUGGCCAGAAAUAUCACUGUAUCCCUGCAGUGUAGCAGGUGUAAGGUGACCUCUGACCUGACUCUGAGUGGUCGUGUGCCCUGCACUGCUCAGUGUGAGAAAUGUGGGGCCGGGAUCUCUGCCACAUUCAGACCCAGCAUGCUGCACCAUUACAGCGACGUACUGGGUUAUCUGGACCUGAACGGGGCAGUACCAGUAGACCUGGUGCUGCAGGCCUGUGACCUGGUUGUGGGCUGCCUUAGCUGCUCUAGUGAAGACAUUGUUCAGAACGUGUCUUAUGGUCAAAACAAAGAGACAAACUGCCAGCACUGUCACAGCAAACUUGCUCUCAAUGUGGACUCCACAAGCUUCAAAUAUAUCCAGCCUCAGUCAAGGAAACCAGCAGGACAGAGUGGAUCUGCUGCAUUUGGUCGCCAAUACUUUAGGGACCCUGCUGUGCAGCGUGGGAAACCCCUUCCAGACAAAGGUGCCUGUAGGCAUUAUAAACAGAGCCAUCGCUGGUUGAGGUUUCCGUGUUGCGGCCGGGCAUAUCCCUGCGACGUGUGCCACGAUGAGGAUCAGGAUCACCUGAUGGAGCUGGCCACCAGAAUGAUCUGCGGUUUCUGUGCCAAAGAACAGCCUUACAGUAAUGACAAACCCUGUGUGAGCUGUGGAGGAAUGAUGACUAGAACAGCCUACACGAGCCACUGGGAGGGCGGACUGGGUUGCAGGAACAAGGCUAAAAUGAGCAGGAACGAUCGUCACAAGUACCUGAACACAUGUAAAACGGUUUCAAGAAAAGCCAAGGCUGAGAAGAAAUAAAAGAAAUUGCCUUAGAAUCAUGCCUGUAUUCAGUUACAAAGAGAUGUUGGAUGAAUCAACUGUAUAAAUCCAAUGAAUCAGUCAUAUUUUAACAGUCAGCAGUGAUUACAGCCUCAAAUUAGUUAAAUUUGAUGGUUCCUGAACCUCAUUAAAGUAUAUUUAAAUCACA